Physeter macrocephalus (sperm whale) is the source of this 727-nucleotide messenger RNA. RefSeq names its product single-pass membrane protein with coiled-coil domains 3 (gene SMCO3). The transcript has 2 exons. The record is from RefSeq and is a predicted model, not a curated record. Lineage: Eukaryota; Metazoa; Chordata; Mammalia; Artiodactyla; Physeteridae. The coding region runs from base 50 to 727 and encodes 225 amino acids.
UGCUGGGACCACUGAACUCAGAAACACAGAAAGAGAUCAUAUUUGAAAUAUGGCUCAAAGUGACUUCCUCUACCCAGAGAACCCAAAAAGGCGGCAAGAAGUAAAUCGUCUUCACCAGGAGCUCCUUGACUGCUUAUCUGACAGCUUCCAUGCCACCAAUAAGCUGAUUGGGGUUUUAAAUACGCACUUAGGGUGCAGGCUGGCCUCCAUUGAAAUGAAAAGAGAUACGACCAUCAAAGAAAACUGUGAUAUCAUCAUCCAAGCCAUGAUGAAAAUCCAAAAAGAAUUGCAAAAGGUUGAUGAAGCACUAAAAGAUAAACUAGAGCCAACCCUUUAUAGAAAACUUCAGGAUAUUAAGGAAAAAGAAACCGAGAAAAUUGCAAUAGUACAAAAGGUUAUUUCAGUCAUCCUGGAAGAAGCUACUUCUGCUGCCAGUGCAGUGGCUGUUAAACUCGUGGGCUCAAACAUCACAACUGGCAUAAUUAACAAGUUGGUCACUGUGUUAGCUCAAAUUGGUGCUUCUCUCCUUGGUAGCAUAGGAGUUGCUGUUCUUGGCCUUGGCAUAGAUAUGAUCUUCCGUGCCAUCCUGGGAGCAGUGGAGAAAACACAGCUUCAAGAAGCUAUCAAAAGUUAUGAGAAGCAUCUGGUGGAAUUCAAGUCAGCUUCAGAAAAAUAUCAUCAUGCCAUUAUUGAGGUCACCAACACAGUGAAACACCAAAUGAAAUAA